Molecule: messenger RNA, 1445 nt
Organism: Gasterosteus aculeatus aculeatus (three-spined stickleback)
Lineage: Eukaryota; Metazoa; Chordata; Actinopteri; Perciformes; Gasterosteidae
Gene: fgf13b
Product: fibroblast growth factor 13b
Molecular function (GO): growth factor activity
Source: RefSeq, a predicted model, not a curated record
UGUACCCCCCCCUCAUCACCCCCUUUCCCCAUCUCCCCCCUCCACCCUCUUGCACUCCCCCUCCUCAUUUAUCCUCCUCGGGGCGGGCAGGGCUGCAGCAGUGUUUUAUGAACAGCCCCGAACCGUCUCAUUGAGAAACACUCACGCGGGUCCACACGCGUCGGUGUCGCGGACGGCGUGGACGAGCGCAGCCGCAGUGAUCGGUGCCGACGAGACCGGGUGUCGUUCGCAGCGCGAACUGUGCUGUUGAUUCGCCACUCGGAACCCGGGACCGGAUCCCGGAGCCUCCCCUCCCUCCCCCCGUUUCUUCUUCAACGCUCUCUCGGGACAGCCGGGAGAAUCACACUGAAGGGGGAGGUGGUGUCCUGGUGGAGAGGUGGAGGGGUGGAGACGGAUUUUACAACUGUGACCCAUCGGGCGGCGUGAGGCGGCGUCUAUUCCCGCUCACUCACCGGCAGACAUGAAGCGCCCGGACGCACCGAUGGAGGAUUCCGGACACUUUCUAAAAACCACGAGACUGCAGCGGACGGUCCUGGUGCGAACUAAGCCGUGGGUGGUGUAGACAAUCUGCCCGCACCCUCCACCCCUUGUUGCCUUAUUCGCACCUUCCCUAUCCCUCCCAUACGGGACGCGCAGCCCUUACCGGGGAACAUGUCCCGAGCGGCGGCUAUGCGAGCUCCCCUGAUCCGCCAGAAGCGGCAGGCGCGGGAGCGCGAGAAGGGGAACGCGUGCCGCGGCAGCCCGAUCAACAGCAAAGGCACAAACGAGAAGCCGAGCAAGCUCAACGUGUUCUCACGCGUCAAACUGUUUGGGUCGAGGAAGAAACGGAAGAGAAAGCGACCACCAGAGCCCCAGUUAAAGGGCAUCGUGACCAGGCUUUCCAGCAGCCAGGGCUUCCAGCUGCAGAUGCAGCCUGAUGGCACCAUUGAUGGAACCAAGGAUGAAGACAGCACUUAUGGGGUGUUCAACCUGAUCCCGGUCGGGCUUCGUGUGGUGGCCAUCCAGGGCGUCCAGACCAAACUCUAUCUGGCAAUGAACAACGAAGGCUUUCUCUACACCUCUGAACAUUUUACCCCCGAGUGUAAGUUCAAGGAGUCGGUGUUUGAGAACUACUACGUCACCUACUCCUCCAUGCUGUACCGGCAGCAGGCCUCGGGUCGGGCCUGGUACCUGGGCCUCAACAAGGAGGGGGGAAUCAUGAAGGGAAACCACGUCAAGAAGAACAAAGCCGCCGCACAUUUCAUACCGAAACCACUGAAAGUGGCCAUGUACAGGGAGCCCUCCCUCCACGACCUGACUGAGCUGUCGCGGUCAGGCAGCGGCACGCCGACCAAGAGCCGCAGCGCUUCGGCCCUGCUUAACGGCGGGGGGAAGUCGCCCAGCAAAAACGACCUUUCCUAGCCCCUCACCCACACAGAUGACACAAACAGACGUGCACACACACA